This is a messenger RNA of Hyaloperonospora brassicae, 6315 nucleotides long. Lineage: Eukaryota; Oomycota; Peronosporomycetes; Peronosporales; Peronosporaceae. The record is from the annotation of a GenBank genome assembly.
AUGGUCAACACGCCCACGCAGGCAAUGCGCGCAGCAGCACCGCAUGUCGCAGAUGGCGCACUCCCCGACGCCACCGCAUCGCCUCUGUGUGCGCGCACUGAACUGCCGCUCCUCACACGACAGCAGACCGCGCGCGCGUGGCACGUGCGCAACGCGCUCGUCGUCGCGCCGCUCGCCCCCUGUUGCCGCAGUCUCGCGACGUUCGCGAGCGCCGUCCGCGAUCGGACAGCCGGUGACGCGGAGCUCACGUUGCCGGCGCUGCUGGACCUGAUGACGCCUGCGACAUGCGACGAACAGCAGCAACCGCAGCUGCACGAGGCCCUUGUGCGGCUCUUUGGUGCAGUUACAGGCACAGACGAGAAGCAGAGGCGAUGGACACACGUGGCCAGUGGCUGUCUCGUGCUCGUGCCGGGCGACGUCAGGCGCAAAGUGGCGACGGCGGUGGACUUUAGUCGACGCACGUGUGGCAGUAGAGCGGAAGUAGAAGAAGACGCUGACGGGCGCGUGACGGCGGAAAAUGUGCGCGUGGCGCUGCGCUGUUUGUGGCGGUCGGUCGUGGCCGCGUUUGAUCUCGCGACAGACGAGACGACGAGCGACGAGGAGCGGCACGUGCGCGCGUCGAUUCACUCGGUGGACGUCGAGGAGAUCGUAGCGCGUCUAUGGGCCGCGCAGUCUGCAGGCGAAGACGAGUCGCUGGCGUUUGACACGCAGGUGUGGCCGUGGAUCGAAGAGGCGAGUGACGGGCCGCAGGACUGCGGCGCAUGGCUGCAGUUGCUGGACAUGGCCCACUGGCCAGGAGCCGAGAAACAGACGUCGUUGACUGGCGAGUCGGACGUUGCAGGAGAAGAGGUAGAGGAGGACGAAGAAGAGGAGGGCGGAGAAGGUGCUACAGCACUGGGCUUUCGCUUUUCCAGCAUCGAAGGCGGCGUGUUGACGAUUGGGGAGCAGCAAGCAGCGGAUUUGUAUGAUUUGCUGGUGCAGUCGGCGUUUACGCGCGUGGCGCCCGAGACAAUGUACGACACGUUUAUCCAGCACACCGGCGAUGGUCUGCUUGAGGAAGAGACGUUUUUGGAAGCGAUUGAAGAGCUCUUGAGCAUGACGGACCAGCAGCAUCUGAUGGAGGAGAGCGCGUUCUUGGAAGUGAUGCUUGCGCUCUUUCGGUCGUUUUUGCCUGCGAGCUGCCUCACCGUGGACGCGUUCGAGGUAGCGGCUGGCUUUAGUCUAAUGGCGUGGGGAUCGAAAAGCGACAAGCUCGCGGCUGCGUUUCACUAUUUUGACGCAGACAGCAAAGGGUGUCUGAAUCGUCAGCAGCUUUGGAGGUUCUUGCGCUCUGUUCUGAUCACGCUUUUGCAUUUCUCCCCUCCAGCUGAAGCUGUGCUGCGGUACGGUUCUCUGGCGGGAGUAGUCGACAAGGGAGAAACAGAAAUCUUGGAGACCAUUAUGGAGAGUUUUUAUAGCGAAGAGGGAGAUGACGAGCACGAUUCGGACAUGCAAGAUGGUUUAUACGCCUUUGAAGACUUUGGAUUGUGGUAUAAUGGCGGAGGUUACAAAGCAAUGAGCUGGCUCGAGUUGCUGGAUCUUCGGAAGUGGGUGUUUGUGUCACCUUCGUUUACGUUGGAGGGUCUUGAUACUCGUUCGGUAGACCCAGUUGUAGCCAGCAACAAUUAUUACACGGCAAAUAACAUCCAAGUGGACGUCGAUGCCGUCGAUGCGUCCGACGAAGAUCUGGGUGUCAAGAAGCCAUACUUCACGUUUGCCGAUGUUAUUGACGAAGAAAAUGAGGAGGAGGAGGAGGAAGCAAUGUCAACGAAGAAAGACGCGACUCUGUUUGCGGAGUCGAUUGAGUCGUCCUCCACGGCUGUGCCGUCGAACAGCAGUAGCGUCCCUGCAACGCUUCCGGCAAUUUGUCUAAAAAAUGAGGUUGUGCUGGAAUUCGACUUGCCAUUUGAUGCCGGCAACGAUGCAGUGACCGAGCUCCCGCUGAUGAGUUUGAGCUACGACAACGGCGAUUUGAUCCAGUUCUUUGAAUUGCAGCGAGUGCUGAAGCUCAAUCAGGUGCAAUUGUACCAAGUGUAUGACGCGUUUGAGCCGUAUAUGGACGAUCAGCUAUCUAUGUCUAUCGAGAAGCGGACAUUUGACAAAUGUGUGGAAAAUCUAUUGCCUGUGGAUAUAUCUCCUAGCGUGGCAGCUGCGUUUGUUGCGAAUAGCAACACCCGCGUUGCGCCACGGGGUGUGAGCCGCGGAAAGGAAGUGAAGAUGGCUGCAGAUAUUCUCAGCCGUUUGUUUUUCGCGUUCAACCGUGGCGGGACGGGCAAGAUCGAUUUAGUAGAGUUCGUGGCUGCUUUCACGAUCUUUUGUGCGGGCUCGAAGAGUGAAAAGCUGGCAUUUGCCUACCGACUCUUUGACGCUGACGGAGACGGCUGUCUUACUCGCCGUGAGAUGUGGAAGUAUUUGCGGUCCUUUUUGACCAUGCUGUUGGCUUUGGGCAAUGGUUCCGAGCUGUCUGCUGAGGCUAUUGCUAGUGUGGCAGACACGACUGCGAUCGAAAUUGCCGAUCGCAUUUUCAAAGACACCGACAAGACGUUUAGCACUCGACGGUCGGUACCAAAUAUGCAAUAUGACGGUCAGCGACGUAGUUUGGACGUCGCUACACCCGCCGACGCGGCCUCGAAUAGGGGUCGAUUGCAUCACCGAGGUCAAGAACGUUAUGAACACCGCGGGUCAUUUCCGGGUGACACCAGUCUUCAUCUCGUCGGCGCCGCAUCACGCGCAUCAGGUGCUGGAGCUGGGAGCGCAUUUAUUCGCGGAGGCGUCGUGUCGUUCGAAGAAUUCGCUGUGUGGUACUCGAAGCACGGUUACACAAUCAUCGCGUGGGUUGAGCUGCUGGACACGAAAAAAUGGCCAGAGGUGCCUCGUUCGGUGUCUAGUGCAAUUCUUCGAUACAUCAGUCGGCAACAGCAUGCGCUGGAAAACGCCACGCGAAUGGAAUCCGAAGACACUGGCUCGGGAUCUUCUAACGAUACGGUGUCGUCUAACGAGAGUUCGAACCGCGUAAAUGAAUCGUUGGUGCCAAAUAUGCCUGAAUCGAGCAUGGCGAUACUUGACACUACCGGCUUCGGGACUACCGAUCGUUAUGCCGUUGAAGCAGGCAUGGAUGCCGUCAGUGGCAUUGCGAAUCUCAUCACAUCCCCGACAGCAUCGGCAACUGCAGCAAAAGAUCUGUCUUCAGUGGCAUUGCAGUUCAAGAUGACAACUUUCGACAACACGACCUUACGCAUCCGCUUGAAAGAUGUUGCUAUUGUCUACACGAUUUCGGAACGCAUGAACCUGAGUCGUAUGACGUGUGGCGAACUCGUGCAUUUGCUGAAGAAGCACGCACAGAACCGCUCGCUGACUAAGUUGGGUUAUCUGCGUGCCAUGCGCAGCCUCGUGCCGCGCGACGAGCUGUCGGACGAGGACCAGGAAUUCCUUUCGUUCCACUUGCUGCGUAUCUUUACAUUUUUCGAAAAAGAGAGUAUAUCGCAGGGUGGUGAAUCUACUGGAAAUGGUAGCAUUGACGAAAGCGAGAACCAAAGUGGAUUGUUUGCCAGUGGGGUGGGCACGAGCACUACAUCCGUUGAGAUUGUACAUCUUGUCGCGGGCAUGUGCGUGUUUUGCGGCACAACGAAGAGCGCUAAGCUGAGCGUGUUGUUCAAGCUGUUUGCGUCACAUGGAAACGGGCACGUUUCUCGGCGCCGACUAUUUGAGAUGCUGAAGUCUAUCCUAGUGGUGUUGUUUGCUUUCUCGAGCUACGAUGCUGCACGCGGCAGCUCGAACCACACAGGUUCUUCUAGAUCCUGUAGUAACAACUCGGCCGCCGAGCGUGCAGCUGGCGUUGUUGUAUCUAAGUUAUUCUGUGAGGCUAGAUGUAAACGUCCGGACAUCAUCAGUCUUGCUGAGUUCGCUGCAUGGUAUGCAGCAGGAGGGUAUAUGGACUGUCCGUGGUUGGAGCUCCUCGAUCUGUCGAAGUGGCCGGCCAAAGAAGCUUUUGAGGCGAGCAAGCGCGAGAAACCGCUGCUGUGCGCUUUCGACAUGCUUGAAGAAGGCAACAUUUUGCACUUCACAGAGAGCGACAUAUCGACGUAUCUGUUCAUGCUACGCUCGACGAAGCUUAGCGAGCUGAGUGUAAGCAAAGUGUAUGAUGCACUACUGGCUUAUGCUACCCCGUCAGCUGAGGAGGCGCUAAAGAUGUCGAAGGCCGUUGGCACACAGAGUCGGCGGGGCCAGAUGUACUCGUACGCUGCUGUUGAAGAAGAUGAAGGAGCUUAUCUUGUGUUGACGCGCGCAAACUUCUACGAAUGUGUGCGCAGUCUGGUAUCCAAGGACAACAUGUCCGAGAAGGCGCAACAGACGUCAUCCAAGCUACUCUCACGCCUGUUCAACGUGUUUGACCGCAAGCGUUGUGGUCGUGUGAAUGCCCUGGAACUUGCGUGCGGUUUGAGCAUUCUGGGCAAAGGCUCCAAAAGCCAGAAACUCUCGUUGGCAUUUGACUUCAUAACGAGAAUGCGGCAGCAGCGGCACAAGACACUUGCGAGUUAUGCACCGGUGCCUUACAGCACCUCCGCCGGCUUAGGUGGAUUCGGAGCACAAAGUACGGCUACGGGAGGACUCGGUUUCGGACUCGACAGUGUUCAGGGCAGUCAAUAUUCGAUGAAUGUUGGCUCGUUCGGGUUCCCUAGUACCCGCGAUUUCACAUCAGCUGCGCAGAGAAAGACACGAGGUGGCACGGCUCGUCAGGCUCCACCGCCAUCGGUAGCCGAGGUGAAUGCGCUUCCACAUUCGGUUUUGUUCAUCUACUUGCGGUCAUUUCUGCUGGCGCUUAUGGCACUCAGCGACGGGACAUAUCGCCUCGGAUUGGAAAAGAUUUACGUGGAGGCGGACGAUUUCAUCGAAGAAGCGAUGGGCGAUCUUAUGACGGAUGUAUCUAACACCGGCGAUACAAGCGGGACUGCAGGCACUGGUCCAUCUGCUUAUGGCAGUGCACGCACGCGGGCGCGUGUGACGUUCGAGCAGUUUGGCGAGUGGUAUAACACGGGUGGCUACCAGCUGAUUUCGUGGGUGGAGCUUCUCGAUGGCAGCAAGUGGCAGCAGCAGCAAGAGUUCCAGGAUCCGUUGAUGGGAUCGUCCGCCCCUAGCAUUGCUUCCGCGUUCCAGAGCAGUCGUGCUGCCCCUUUCAUGGGAUCGCGAAACCGCGGCCCGAUUUCUACCACCGCUUCCAUGACAGUGGAGCCUAUGCAACCACUUCACCACUCAGUGAAGCCCGCAACGCGAAGGAGACAAGUGCGUCAGAGUGACAUUGUGUCAGCGCCAUUCGUCCGUGAUCUUCCGACUCCAGGUCCGGAUCUAAAACCGAGCUCCCGCGAAUCUGCCAGCGCUACAAGUCUCUGCUCAGACGGCCCCGCUAUGGUGUUCGCCGUUGCAAAGGAUGCCGCCGAAUUGCAGUUUUUCAGUGAGGAAAUCUCCACGCUCAAGCUGUUCUUGCGGCAAACGCAAUUGCACACAGCGACCUCGUGGGAGCUACGGGACGCUGUUCUGAAAGCGCUGGGUGCUUCCGCUGCCAACAGCACUGGUACAGUGCUGACGCGUCGCAGCGUGUUUCUGGGCACACUGCAGACAGUAUGUGAAACAUUGCAUGUAGCGAUGCCGUCAAGCGGAUCGGACGGUCAAGUUGGAUCGUUGAAUGACGAGACGGUGGAGAUGCUCCACUCGUUACUCGGUGUGUUCGUGCACGAACCUGCGUCUGACAAUGAAGAUGGACAAAGUGCAAGCGAAGAUGCGGACGAUGACGAGCCCGAGGGGUCCGUGGACAUCAGUGCGGCGAUAUGUGGUUUGCUGGUUGUUUGCAAAGGUUCGAUGUUUGAGAAGCUCCAGUGUUGUGCGUCACUGAUGAACGACGACGACGACGACAAGAAUGCUGGAGAGGGCGAAGACAAGAAUGAGAAAGCGGCAUGUGAAACGGUGAAGGUAAAGACCAUCAAGUCGAGCCUCACGUGCUUCUUGAUGGCGUUCUACGGCAUCAGCAGUUCGCUGAGUGCCGAGAUCGCGCGCUACUCUGCCGAUCUCGGCGCCGACGCCGUCUUGCAGUCGUAUGCCGAAUCGUCGACAGACGCUGCAGAUUUGAACUCGGACACAGCAGUGUCGCUUCGUGCCUUUAGUGACUGGUUCAGCGAAUCCGGCUACCCGUCGCACUCGUGGCUCGAGUUGGCUGAGCUGAACCACUGGCCAGCUGCCGUCAAUGUCUGCGGCAGCAACGGGCUCCCUGACGACUUGAACUAG